AUGAUCUCCACCAAGGAGAAGAAUAAAGCCCCGAAGGACAGCAUGACGCUCUUGCCUUGCUUCUACUUCGUGGAGUUGCCCAUUGUGGCGUCGUCCAUUGUGUCCCUGUAUUUCCUGGAGCUGACGGAUCUCUUCAAGCCAGCCAAGGUGGGCUUCCAGUGCUAUGAUCGCACACUGUCCAUGCCCUACGUGGAGACCCACGAGGAGCUCAUCCCGCUUCUCAUGCUGCUCAGCCUGGCCUUUGCGGCCCCUGCGGCCUCAAUCAUGGUUGGCGAGGGUGUGCUCUACUGCCUGCAGUCCCGGCUGUGGGGCCACGGUGGGGGCCCCGGCGGGGCAGAGGGCAGCAUCAAUGCUGGCGGCUGCAACUUCAACUCCUUCCUGAGGCGUACUGUGCGGUUUGUGGGUGUCCAUGUGUUUGGGCUCUGUGCCACGGCCCUGGUGACUGAUGUCAUCCAGCUGGCCACCGGCUACCAUGCGCCCUUCUUCCUCACUGUCUGCAAGCCGAACUAUACCCUCCUGGGCACAUCUUGCGAGGCCAAUCCGUACAUCACCCAGGACAUCUGCUCUGGCCACGACACCCAUGCCAUCCUAUCCGCACGGAAGACCUUCCCGUCCCAGCAUGCCACACUGUCAGCCUUUGCAGCAGUCUAUGUGUCGGUGAGUUCAGUCCCCACAGCCUUGCCCACAAGCCACUGCUGGCCCACCCAGGGGGAUGUGGCCACAGUCUCACUGCCCGCCCCCGCCCACCCCCAGAUGUACUUCAAUUCAGUCAUUUCGGACACCACAAAGCUUCUGAAGCCCAUCCUGGUGUUUGCCUUCGCCAUUGCUGCGGGCGUCUGUGGUCUCACACAGAUUACCCAGUACCGCAGCCACCCCGUGGACGUCUACGCCGGCUUCCUCAUCGGGGCUGGCAUCGCUGCCUACCUAGCCUGCCACGCAGUGGGCAACUUCCAAGCCCCACCCGCAGAGAAACCUGCUGUUCCAGCCCCUACCAAGGAUGCAUUGAGGGCUCUGACCCAGCGGGGCCAUGACUCAGUUUACCAGAACAAGUCGGUGAGCACUGAUGAGCUGGGCCCACCAGGACGGCUGGAGGGUGUGCCCCGGCCUGUGGCCCGGGAGAAGACAUCACUUGGUAGCCUGAAGCGGGCCAGUGUGGACGUGGACCUGCUGGCACCACGAAGCCCUAUGGGCAAGGAGAACAUGGUGACCUUCAGCAACACCCUGCCACGUGUCAGCACACCCUCCCUUGACGACCCUGCCCGCCGCCAUAUGACCAUCCAUGUGCCGCUUGACGCAUCACGCUCCAAGCAGCUCAUUAGCGAGUGGAAGCAGAAGUCGCUGGAAGGCCGUGGACUGGGGCUGCCUGAUGAGGCCAGCCCCGUACACCUGCGGGCACCUGCUGAGCCCAUGGCAGAGGAGGAAGAGGAGGAGGAAGAGGAGGAGGAGGAGGAGGAAGAGGAAGAGGACGAAGAGGAGGAGGAGGAGGAGGACGUGGAAAGGCCCAUCCCACCCUCGCUCUACCCCACAGUGCAGGCGCGGCCGGGGCUCGGGCCCCGUGUCAUCCUCCCUCCACGGCCAGGGCCACAGCCACUCGUGCACAUUCCAGAGGAGGGGGUGCAGGCAGGGGCCAGUCUGUCCCCAAAGAGUAGUGCUGCAGUACGUGCUAAGUGGCUCAUGAUGGCUGAAAAGGGUGGGGCCCCUGUAGCUUCAGCUCCACCACAGCCCCGAAUGGCCAACCCACCACGGCUGUUGCAGGUGAUUGCCAUGUCCAAGGCCCCAGGCGGGCCUGGCCCCAAAGCUGCUGAGACAGCUUCAUCCUCCAGUGCCAGCUCCGACUCCUCCCAGUACCGGUCACCAUCAGACCGUGAUUCAGCCAGCAUUGUCACCAUUGAUGCCCAUGCACCUCACCACCCUGUGGUCCACCUGUCCUCAGGCAACACACCCUGGGAGUGGAAGGCCAUGGGCAGUGGGGCCAAGGGGGUGGAGGGUGAAGGUGGGUAUGAGCUGGGGGACCUAGCCCGCAGUUUCCGAGGUGGGCCCAAGCCACCAGGUGUAUCCCCAGGCUCCUCAGUCAGUGAUGUGGACCAGGAAGAACCACGUUUUGGUGUCGUGGCCACUGUCAACCUGGUCACAGGUGAGGGGCUACCUCCACUGGGCACAGGUGACGGAGCACUGGGCCCAGCCAGCCGCGAGUCAACACUGCGUAGACAGGUGGCCCCUGGACUGGGGGAGCGGGAGGCAGCAGAGGCGGAAGCAGAGAGUUACUAUAGGAGGAUGCAGGCCCGAAGGUUCCAGGACUGA
This is a messenger RNA of Castor canadensis (American beaver), 2301 nucleotides long. RefSeq names its product phospholipid phosphatase related 3 (gene Plppr3). The record is from RefSeq and is a predicted model, not a curated record. Gene Ontology annotation, biological process: phospholipid dephosphorylation; signal transduction; phospholipid metabolic process. Lineage: Eukaryota; Metazoa; Chordata; Mammalia; Rodentia; Castoridae. Gene Ontology annotation, molecular function: phosphatidate phosphatase activity. Gene Ontology annotation, cellular component: plasma membrane.